Molecule: messenger RNA, 836 nt
Organism: Cylicostephanus goldi
Lineage: Eukaryota; Metazoa; Nematoda; Chromadorea; Rhabditida; Strongylidae
Source: the annotation of a GenBank genome assembly
AUGCAGAGAGCCCUACGUGCUAUAGUUCGGAAUGUAAAUAGAACACCUACAGGCCUCACGUCUUCCGGAUUUCUCGUAGAUGCUAACAUCAACUAUGUCGACGUUUUGCAGGUUCCUCUGCAGCCUCUAGCUGAUAACCUAGACUCGAGUGUGUACAACACUUUCGAGCAAGAUCCUGUCAAAUAUAGACGAUAUCGUGAAGCCGUUGAAAGCGCUAUCCGAGAUUAUGGUGAAUCGUCUUCGCGACCGGAAGAGCUUGUAUUGUAUGUCCUUGGCGCUGGACGGGGACCAUUGGCUGAGCGGAACUAUAAUGAGCGUUUUCGCUGUAAAAGGGAUCGACUCCGACUGAAAGUAUACGUUGUAGAGAAGAAUCCUAAUGCCAUAGUAACACUACGUUGUUAUGUCUCGAAUUUUUUGCACUUGUUGCGCAUUCUCGUGUUAUUUUUCAGCUGGCGUAAUCGCUGUGUAAUCAUUGAAUCGGACAUGCGAAAUGUUCCCAGCAUAGCUAGAGAGAAUGACUAUCCACAGCCUGACAUCAUAGUUUCGGAACUUUUGGGGUCUUUUGGCGAUAACGAACUUAGCCCAGAAUGUCUGGAUGGAGUGACAGAUCUGCUGAAACCAACAACUAUCAGUAUCCCUCAGAAGUAUACUAGUUACAUAGCCCCUAUAAUGUCGUUGCAUAUGCAUCAACAGAUACGUCUAUGCAGUGCAAGUUAUUGGAAUCGCGGUCUACCCGGCCAUGGACGUAAUGGACCUACUCUGCAACCCGACGGUAGCUAUCGACAACUGUACCCGUCAGUCAUUUUUGUUUUUAUUUUUGCAAAUGCUUUUUGAAA